AUGGACCAUGUUAAUGAUGCUGAUGCAAUGGUCGACGACUAUGAGCAGUUCGAGAACAAUGACCGGACAGACGUGGUCGUCGUUUCGCCCGCCGGCUCAACCUCGAACGAUGUAGAUAUGGAACCACUUCUCGCCAACGACUACGAGGCGAUGAUGGCAAAGGCCCUUCCAGCCGACCCGGAUCUAGAAGUCGAGGCGGAGUCAUAUCACACAUGGCAUAUCAAGAACUGGACGAAGCUGCCGCGGAGAGAACAUGGACCCAAGUUUGAAUGUGCCGGAGCACCAUGGAGAAUAUUAUUUUUCCCCUAUGGUAACCAGGUAGAGUAUGCGUCGUUCUACUUGGAACAUGGCUGGGAGGAUAAUGCGCCGGAGGACUGGUAUGCUUGCGUACAGUUUGCCUUGGUUCUAUGGAACCCAAACCACCCAGACAUAUAUAUAUCAAACAGAGCGUCUCACAGAUUUAAUGCGGAAGAGUCGGACUGGGGCUUCACGCGAUUCGCUGAACUACGGAGACUGUUUCAACACAUCCACGAUGAUAGAGGCGUGCCGCUCGUGGAGAACCAGGAAGCCUGCCUCACGGCUUAUGUGCGGGUGGUGAAGGAUCCGACAGGUGUCCUAUGGCAUAGCUUCCAAAACUAUAAUUCCAAGAAAGAGACUGGCAUGGUCGGCCUUAGAAACCAGGGUGCAACCUGCUACCUUAACUCCCUCCUCCAGUCCUUGUUUUUUACCAAUGCAUUCCGAAAGGCCGUAUACCAAAUCCCUACGGAAGAUGAAGCAAGCAAAAAGAACAGUGCCUGGACUCUGCAGCGCUUAUUCUAUUCACUCCAAACAUGCGACACUCCCGUUUCAACAUCCGAACUCACAGAGUCCUUUGGAUGGAAAUCGAGAGUCAUCUUUGAACAGCAGGACGUCCAGGAGCUCUCUCGUUUGUUGAUGGAAAAAUUAGAGGCGCAAAUGAAAGGCACACCUGCAGAAUUAGCGCUCCCAAACCUUUUCGUGGGAAAGACAAAAACAUAUAUAUCUUGCAUUAACGUCGACUAUGAAUCGUCCCGGAUAGAAGACUUCUGGGACAUCCAGUUAAGCGUUAAAGGGAACAAGACUCUGGACGAUAGUUUUAAGUCUUACAUCAACGUUGAGAUUAUGGACGGUGAGAAUAAAUAUGAUGCUGGAGCUCCUCACGGGUUACAGGAUGCCAGAAAAGGCGUCAUAUUCGAAAGCUUCCCCCCUGUCUUGCAUCUCCACCUGCAACGAUACGAAUAUGAUUUUAACCGGGAUGCAAUGAUGAAAAUCAAUGAUCGACAUGAAUUUCCUGAAGAGUUUGAUGCUGCUCCCUACCUCUCUGCGGAUGCGGACAUGUCUGAGCCUUGGGAAUAUAAGCUCUUUGGCGUGCUUGUGCAUAGCGGUGAUCUCAAUGCUGGUCAUUAUUAUGCCUUCUUACGCCCAACCAAGGACGGCCAUUUCUAUAAAUUCGACGAUGACAAGGUGAUUAGGGCAACCGCCAAAGAAACACUAGAAGAGAAUUUUGGAGGAGAGUAUGCGAAUGGAGCCGGGAUGCGCCAACCUUAUACUAGGAAUUACUCGACAAAACGUUCCAUGAACGCGUACAUGUUGGUCUACAUACGAAAAUCGAAAAUCAACGACGUGCUCAUUAGUGUUGGCAAUGAUGAUGUACCCUUCCAUGUUGCAAAACAAGUUGACGAAGAACGUGCCGAGACCAUCAGAAAGAAAAAGGAGCGAGAAGAACAGCAUCUCUACAUGAACAUUGCUGUUGUGUCUGAUGAAACGUUUAGACAGCACCAUAGCUUCGAUCUGAUGAGCACUGAUCUAGAUUCUGGAGAUCCGGCCCUCCCCACUACCUACCGGGUCCGCCGUACCAUGAAAGUUGGCGAGUUCACCAAACUAGUGGCCGAAGAUAAGGGCCUGGAUCCAGAGCGAGUUCGUCUAUGGGCUAUGGUUAAUCGCCAAAAUAAGACAGUUCGCCCCGAUCAGCCUUUACGGGAUCCAGAAGACACUGUUGAAUCUGCUGCUUUCAAGCAAUCUUCAAGAGGUCCUCCUUUUAAGGUGUAUAUUGAAGUCAGAGAACCUGGAGAAGAUGGCAAGGUGGUUUGGCCUGAAACUCAAGGAUCGAAUGCAUCGGUACUCGUCAUACUAAAACAUUUCGAUGCUGCAACCCAAACGCUGUCUGGCGUCGGUCACGUAUUUGUCAAGAAGCAAUCUAAGGUAUCAGAACUGGCUGGCCCAAUACUUCAAAUGAUGAAAUGGCCGACCGGUACAUUGCUCUCGUUAUAUGAGGAAAUCAAACCGUCGAUGAUUGACCAGCUAAAGCCUAAACAGACAUUCCAGGCUUCAGAAAUCCAAGAUGGGGACAUAAUAUGUUUCCAACGAACACAGAGUGACGUAGAGCUGGGACCUAACGUCCUCUACAAGGACGCAACAAAAUACUACGACUACCUCCUAAACCGCGUGAUGAUCAAAUUUGCACCAAUCAAGGCUGAAUCCGAUGAUUCCACUUUUACUCUUGCCCUCAGCCGCAAGAUGAAUUACGAACAGUUCUCUACCAAAGUUGGCGAAUACUUAAAAGUUGACCCGACACACCUCCGCUUCGCGCCCGUUGCCACUAAUACCGGGAACCCCAGGCCGUUUAUUCGACGGAAUGUCGCCCAGACUCUUGCUCAAAUCCUCCACACUCAGUAUUCUGCUUAUGGAAACUCAGGGCAGAGAAAUGAUGCAUUAUAUUAUGAAAUUUUAGAGACCAGCUUGAGCGAAUAUGAAACUAAAAAGUUGCUAAAAAUCAGCUGGCUUCCCGAGGGGAUUGUCAAAGAGCAACCAUAUGAACUUCUUGUACCCAAGCAGGGAAAUGUCGCUGAUAUUCUGCAAGGGCUGCAACAAAAAGCUGGUCUAGAUAACGAAACCAUGCACAAUGUGCGUGUCUUUGAGGCUCAUUACAGCAAAAUGCAGAAAGAAUUAACGGACAAGUUUGCCGUUGCUGGAAUCAUGGACACUAUCUCACUAUAUGCCGAGCCGAUCCCGGAGGAUGAACGGAAUAUGAAAGAGUGCGAUUUCAGGAUAAAUGCAUUCAACUUUGAUAAGGAGCCUAACAAAGAACAUGGCAUACCUUUCAAGUUCGUGGUCAAACCAGGAGAAAAAUUCAGUGAUACCAAGCAACGUCUGUCUAAAAGAACAGGCAUCAGAGGCAAACAGUUUGAAAAGAUCAAGUUUGCAGUUGUAUCUCGUGCAAUGUACUCAAAUCCAAAAUAUCUGGAAGAUGAUGACAUUCUUGCCGAACUCGUUGGCGAUUCCGAUAGCCAACUUGGUCUGAACCAUGUAAAUAAAAAUCGCAAUUUUUUCUCCAAGAGCGACAAUAUCUUCAUUCGAUAG
Molecule: messenger RNA, 3378 nt
Organism: Microsporum canis CBS 113480
Lineage: Eukaryota; Fungi; Ascomycota; Eurotiomycetes; Onygenales; Arthrodermataceae
Product: ubiquitin carboxyl-terminal hydrolase 5
Exons: 13
Coding region: 1-3378 (1125 amino acids)
Biological process (GO): protein deubiquitination; regulation of protein stability
Cellular component (GO): cytosol; nucleus
Molecular function (GO): cysteine-type endopeptidase activity; protein binding; cysteine-type deubiquitinase activity
Source: RefSeq, a predicted model, not a curated record